Oncorhynchus masou masou (cherry salmon) is the source of this 788-nucleotide messenger RNA. RefSeq names its product troponin T, cardiac muscle-like. Gene Ontology annotation, cellular component: troponin complex. The record is from RefSeq and is a predicted model, not a curated record. The transcript is spliced from 8 exons. Gene Ontology annotation, molecular function: tropomyosin binding; troponin C binding; troponin I binding. Gene Ontology annotation, biological process: sarcomere organization; muscle contraction; regulation of muscle contraction. Lineage: Eukaryota; Metazoa; Chordata; Actinopteri; Salmoniformes; Salmonidae. Bases 2 to 649 code for a protein of 215 amino acids.
UAUGCCAAAUGUUGCCCCUCCAAAGCUACCAGAGGGAGAUGGUAAAGUCGAUUUUGAUGACCUGCAUAGGAAGCGUCAAGAGAAGGACAUGGCUGAGCUGACCUCUCUGAUUGAGUCUCACUUUGUCCAGAGGAAGAAAGAUGAAGAUGAGCUCAUCAGUCUCGUCAACAGGAUCGAGAAGCGUCGUACCGAGAGGGCAGAGCAGCAGAGAAUUCGUGCUGAGCAAGAGAAAGAGAGACAGGCCCGUCUAGCCGAAGAGAAAGAGAGGCGGGAGCAAGAUGAACAGCGUAGGAAGCACGAUGAUGACGCUAAGAAGAAGAAGGCCCUCACUACCAUGACUCACACCUACGGUGGCAUCCAACAGAAGCAAGAGGGCAAGAAGGGAGCCAAGAAGCAGACGGAGAGAGAAAAGAAGAAGAAGAUUCUGGCUGACAGAAGGAAGGCUCUGAUCAUCGACCAUCUCAACGAGGACAAACUCAAGGAGAAGGCCAAUGAGCUGUGGCAGUGGAUGAUGGAGUUGGAGGCGGAGAAGUUUGACCUCAGCGAGAAACUGAAGAAGCAGAAAUACGACAUCAAUCAGCUUCUGGCCCGUGUCCAGGACCACCAGAGUGCCAAGGGCAGAGGCAAGGCCAAGGCGGUCAGGAGGUAAUGAGACCUGGCAGGAUGAAGUCUCCAGGACUGAGACGCCAGACGAUGAUGGAAGAUUGUUUUGUUGUUCUUCUUGUUAUCAGUGCACAUGCAAAUUACUAUGGAAAUGUGCUGUUGUCACGGUCACUGUUUGCUGUGCA